AUGCGUCCAACAGAGCUACCCAAAGAACCCUGGACCGAGUUAGCAAUCGACAUCUGUGGACCAUUCCCGACUGGUGAGUACAUUGUUGUUCUCACAGACUACUACUCCAGAUGGCCCGAAGCCAAGACCCUCAUAACCGUUACCUCCGCUACAAUUCUGAAGUGGCUCAAUUCCAUCUUCGCCCAACAUGGCUAUCCCACAGUCCUGAAGUCGGACAACGGCUCCUACUUUACCUCUACACAAUUCAAAACGACCCUACAGUCCUGGGGAGUCCAGCACAAAACCGUGAUCGAAUACUGGCCACAGGCAAAUCGUCAUCAAGAAACAUGUCCUCACAGCACAAGCAGAGCAAAAGGACUGGAGAGAAUCACUACCAAACCUACUUCUCCACUAUCGAACCACACCCCACCGAAUCACUGGACAGACCCCAGCAAAACUACUCAUGAAGAGGGAACUUCGAACCAAGAUCCCAGCAAUUUCCACGGUGGACCAACCAACAGAUUGGCACGAGGAAGUGCGAAGAAAAGACGAUAACGAGAAGUCGAAAGCGAAAGCAUACACCGACAAGAAACGUCAUGCAGCGGAACGAAAAUUUAUCGUAGGAGAUAAAGUUCUGGUCAAACAGAAGAGAAAAAACAAGUAUUCGACAAAGUUUUGCAAAGAUCCGAUGACAAUCACGAAGAUCAACGGAACACAGAUCGUGUUAACAGAUCUCCAUGGUAAACAGCACCGACGAAACUCUUCUCAUGUCAAGAAAUAUUGGACCACAUCAGAACCGAACAACGUAGAAGACGAGGAUUUCGUUGCAGAAUCCCAACUACCACAAAGCACCACUGAAGAAACUCCACCAGACAGCAACCCAAACAUUCCCAUCAUCCAACCAGACCCAACCCCGCUCCGCAGAUCCACACGAGAGAAAACCGUCUCAGAUCGCCUUAGAUAUUGA
Molecule: messenger RNA, 946 nt
Organism: Paramuricea clavata
Lineage: Eukaryota; Metazoa; Cnidaria; Anthozoa; Malacalcyonacea; Plexauridae
Source: the annotation of a GenBank genome assembly